UCAUCUCCUAAUUAAUCAAUCCAAUUACUUCCUGCAAUUACUAUUGUUUACACUGGGAUCAAGUGUGUUCCCAUUUAGUGACCUAUUGUUUUCAUGAUUUAGUAGAGCUCAUGACCAGGUAAAAAAUAACUUUUAAGAGCAUACUGUAAGUGUGUGUACGAAACACUUGUUCAUGUGUCAAGCAAGUUUUGUACAGUGUGUUUAUUCUAUGCAGAUUUUUGGGUUACUUUGUUUUGGUCUGCGUGAUCUGAUCAGAUAUUCUGAGGUUUGCAGCUUUAGUUAUAAAUACCUGCAAAGACAUCAUGAAUGAUUUUGUAAAGUGUAUUAUAAAUCAAAAUUGCUUCUCCGGAAUUGUGAUGCCUUGGAGGUCCAAAGCACGGGAUUGAAAUCCCACUAUUGAAAAUGUUAGUCGUACAUGUGCUAUGAUUUCCUGCACUUGACAACUAACCAGAAUUUGUUUCCUCGAAGAAAACUAACCAGAAUUUAAGAUGCACUGAUUUUGCAUGGUUUCCUCUAAAUUCUUCUCCGUAUUUAGCAUUAUUAUAGGACCAUCAAUGUGAUUGUUAUGUUAUAUAUUCUUAGAUUUGUUUGUUGUUGGUCUUUUCUCCUUUCAUGCUAGACUAUAUCACCUUCCACCUUUGUCUUUGCAUUGCAGCGUGGGAAAUUCCCAAUCAUGUUAGCAGCAGGUCAUGAACAUCGUGAGCUAGUUGAAAUUCUAUUUCCUUGGACAAAGCCAAUUCCACUUUUUCCAGAUUGGAGUGUUGACGGGAUUAUUAGAGCUAUGAAAUACCUAAGCUUCGAGCCUCAGGAGUCGGUGGAAGAACAGAUUGCUGUUGCGAAGUCUGAAGGAAAAGAAGCGUUUACAAAGGGGGGCUAUGUUGAUGCAGCCUACUGCUAUAUGCUGGCAAUGACAAAAAACCCACACGACGCCACCUUAUUCGCCAACCGGAGCCUAUGCUGGCUGCGGCUGAGAGAAGGGGAGAGGGCUCUGUCAGAUGCUCAGCGUUGCAAAACAUUGCGCCCACGCUGGGCGAAGGCAUGGUACCGUGAGGGCAUGGCUCUCGGCUUUAUAAAGGAGCACAAAGGAGCAGUGGAUGCUUUUGUGGAGGCGCUAAAGCUCGAUCCCACCAACCAUGACAUCAAGAAAGCAUUGAGGUCUCUGACUCCUGAAACUUGCAGGGAGGCCAUGGCGUCUAUGAAGAGUGCUGCUUUCCCUGGAGAACAGAACCAUGAGUUGCUGCAAAGAGUUCGAUCUGAUUAA
Molecule: messenger RNA, 1261 nt
Organism: Panicum virgatum (switchgrass)
Lineage: Eukaryota; Viridiplantae; Streptophyta; Magnoliopsida; Poales; Poaceae
Product: hsp70-Hsp90 organizing protein 3-like
Exons: 5
Coding region: 674-1261 (195 amino acids)
Molecular function (GO): protein binding
Source: RefSeq, a predicted model, not a curated record